Molecule: messenger RNA, 3498 nt
Organism: Trichoplusia ni (cabbage looper)
Lineage: Eukaryota; Metazoa; Arthropoda; Insecta; Lepidoptera; Noctuidae
Gene: Pex7
Product: peroxisomal targeting signal 2 receptor
Exons: 8
Coding region: 168-1100 (310 amino acids)
Biological process (GO): protein import into peroxisome matrix
Cellular component (GO): cytosol; peroxisomal matrix
Molecular function (GO): protein binding
Source: RefSeq, a predicted model, not a curated record
GUUGUGACAGUGAAGUCUAGGAAAAGGUUAUUUGAAGAUGAGAUUAUUAUUUACGCAACAAAACCAAUAAGAUCCUAAUAUAAAUCGACUUUAGUACUCAUUUUCGUGAAUUAAUAUUUACGUAAAGAAAUAUGACGUAUUGAGUUUAAUCAUUUUAUACGCUCAGUAUGCCUACUUUCCUGACACCGGGUCGGCAUGGCUAUAGUGUGCGGUUUUCUCGGACGCGGCCCGAUACUCUCGCUGUUGCCACAAGCCAGUACUACGGCUUAGCUGGUGGUGGAACUUUGUUCUUCUUGGAGCUCUCCCCUGAUGGUAGCACCUUGAUAGAGGUCCAGAAAUUAGAGUGGAGCGAUGGCCUGUUUGAUGUCACAUGGUCCGGCACAACAGAGAGUGCAGCGGCCUGUGGGGCAGGGGAUGGAGCUGUCAUAGUUUGGAGGGUUGGCUGUGCGGCUCCAUUGAGAGUCCUGAGGGCUCAUACAAGCGAAGUGUGCUCUGUGGACUGGCCGAGGUCACACCUCCUUAGUGCUAGCUGGGAUACUACAGUUAAAUUGUGGGACCCUGAAUCGGAAGCAUGCCUGAGUACAUUCGUGGGUCAUUCCCAACUGGUCUACACAGCUGCUUUCUCCCCCCACUCGCCGGCCACCUUCGCAUCAGUGUCAGGAGAUGGGCACCUCAAACUUUGGACGUGUACUGAACCUUCAAGGCCGGCCGCAGUCGUCAAAGCACACGAUGCUGAGGUGCUAUCAUGUGAUUGGAGCAGAACGGAGACACACGCGCUGGCGACCGCUGGCUCAGAUGGUCUAAUCCGAGGCUGGGACUUACGGAGACUCACCUCUCCUAUGUUUACGCUUAAAGGAUGUGAAUGUGCUGUUAGAAGGGUGCAGUUCUCACCGCACGCGCCCUCUAUAAUAGCGGCUGGCUCGUAUGACUUCACUACACGGAUAUGGGACCUGAAGCGUGGCUGCGAGCCGCUGGAGACCAUCCGCCACCACUCGGAGUUCACGUACGGGCUGGACUGGAACGCGCUGCGCCCGCACCAGGUGGCCGACUGCGGCUGGGACUCGCUCGUGCAUGUCUUCACGCCGCGCUCGCUCGCCUGAACGUAUCUCUCAUGAUUGGUUGGACCGUCUGUGAUUAAACUGAAGUGAAUGUGGAAGAGUAUCGUGCCAAACCAUUAUAGUGUUUAUUUCGAUGACAAUCAGGGUCAUAAUCGCUUGCAAGCGUUCUCACGGUGCAGGAAACGGUGUUAACAGGGAUAUCGAGGUUUUUGGUGAUAGAUGUCAUGUAUUGUAAAUUAUUGUUCGUUAUAGUGUUAAGGAUAGUUUGCCUUUGUCUAUGGAGUGUUGUAAUCUAAGAAAAAGUUUUAUUUAACCUAAAUACACAACCUAUAGUAAAGAACUAUUAAUUUAAUGAUAAUGAUCGUAGGUCACCAGUGACCGACGAAUAGAAUCAUUUGUACUCAGAUCGGUCACCGAUGACCGACGAAGGAAUUACGUUUGAAAACAUCGGUCACCAAUGCCCGACUAUCAUACUCUGAAAUCUCUCAGUAAAUAUACACAUUUGAAGACAAAGGCAAGUUUUAAAUGUGAUUAAUAGUUAUAGCUUUUAAUAUCCUAUGCAAACUGUAAAAGCUGCUUAUCGAAUGUUAGAUAAACGAAAAACCUGUACUUAAUUAUAAAGCACUAAGUACUUAAGUUAUAUAUGACACUUUAAGCAAAUAAUAUUAUUAUUAAAAUAGUCUAAAAGGUUAUCUAGCCAUCUAUCUACAAAGGAGCUUUACACUACAUUAAUUUUGAGUGGAGAGAUCUUAAAGGAAAAAAGUGGCUUCUAUUAUUCCACAAAAAUUUUGAACCUUUUUCUCUCAGCACAGAGUUCAUUAUAACAUAUACACAAUGAGUCAAAAAUGUAUCAUCCUGCCUAAUUUUUAUACCUGUUAUACUUAUAUUUCAGACCCAACCGAUUACUAUAACAAUAUGAUGAAAUCUGAUUCAAUGUAGUGCAAUACUCCCUGUAUCACUAGAUAUUUUGUUUUGUUAUAAACAAAGUAGUUUUGAAAUAUUUCAUGACAAGUAUUGACUAAUGGACAGUCCCAGUAAUCUUUAAAGAUUAUGAAUAGACCUGAAUGAAACGCCUUUGUAGGUGUGGAAGCGAGAAGGCACUACACAAUGUAGAGCGGCGUCCCUUUUCCACAUUUCCAAAAGUACUGCUUCAAGGAGUCGUAGGUUACAAAUGAUAGAAGAUUGGGAUCUGUAUUAAUUUGUUAUUGUUAUUUAACUUAUUGCAUUUUAUUUAAAGACUUUUUAAAACGUAUUAAAGUUUAUAAUCGUUUGUACUUAGUUACAUUCCGUCUUUUUUAUACCUGUUUUUAUAUUUUAACGCAAUGUAAUAUGUAUGUAAGCGGUCAAAUAUAAACCUUAUUGUGAUGUAAAUAAAGUCUAUUAAGAUUUUUAUUAUGUUAAGUAUUAAUUUGUUGCUCAUUAUUAUAACCAAUCAACUUUAUGCCGUAUUAUUAAAGACUUAAGUGCUUAUUUUGAAUGAUAUUCUAAUCUUCAUAGCACAAAAUGGCAGCUGUUUUUUUAUGUGGGUAGUUGUAGUUUAAAUUCGGUGUAUCGUCGAUUCGGGUUCUAAUACAUGUUAUUUAUUAUUGUAAAUAUCUUUUUGUAUAUUAUUUGUAUAAUUGUAUAUUCUAAAUUGUAUAUUACGCCUCGAGGGUGUUAAUCCUAUGUAUAUUGAAGCUAGUUCGUUAUGUUAUUGUAAAACUGUAUCAUUGUUUAGAAGCCCCUCAAAUAACUAACAUUUAUACAAAUGACAAUGUCGAUUGUAAUGUAAGUUCAUGAACUUAAACGUUUUAAAAUGCCUAUUUGUGUCAACAUUCCAUCUGAAAAUGACACUAUAAUACAAACACAGUAUGACGCUUAUUUUGACUGCACGGAUAGCCGAGUGGUAUAGGUCAUCACGCCAAACAAACACUGCACAACGUGUCGCGGAUUCGAUCUGCGUAGGUCAAGCAUUUGUGUGAUCCACCAAUGCUUGUUCCGAGUCUGGGUGCCUGGGCAUGUGUCACGAAGUUUGUGAAAUCUGUGUAACAAAUAUGUAUGAAAUUCCUUGGUUUGGGAGUCGUUUAUUUUAAGUGUACAUUUUGCUCAUGAUUAUGCCUAAAACUUUCAGACAUUUGGUUGUUCUAAGACCGCUAGUGAUUGUAUAAAUGUUACUUGUUUAGAUAUUAUUGGGUUCAUAAUAUUCGUAAUGGACAGAUAUUAUGCCAGAAAUUUAUGAGUAGAAAUAUUCCAAAUGAAUUUAAGAUUUGAUUUAUAGGAGUGUUUGAAAAUACUGUCAUUAGUCAACAUAUUACUCGAAGAAAAAAGUUUAUUUCCAAUUGUUUUCUUGAUGUCCUUAUCACAAUAUUCUAAUUGUAAAAUGUUCUUGCUGUAUAUGAAACGAAUCCUUUUGCUACAGAGUUUUUAUCCUAUCAAAUAAAACAGAAUAACAUUACUAAAA